This is a messenger RNA of Cuscuta epithymum, 2298 nucleotides long. The record is from the annotation of a GenBank genome assembly. NCBI's taxonomy places the organism in Eukaryota, Viridiplantae, Streptophyta, Magnoliopsida, Solanales, Convolvulaceae.
GACAAGUACUUCAAUCACAUUUUGCUUAAAAUUUUAGUGAGGACUCCAUAGCUUACGUAGUUCUGGCCUUCUGGGAGCCAACGUUGAUCCGCCUCUGCCGAUGGGUGUCAAACGGUCCUCGCAGGUGGCAACAAGCGACGAUGACGGCGAAGAGUCGCCGCCGGCGCCGUCACUGGCAAAUUCCCAGAAACGCAAUAAAACGCCUCUCGGCGAGGAUUACGAAGGAGAGAUGCAUCACAAGGAGGUAGAUAAGAUCAGUGAGGAUAAACGGAAAGUAAGCAAGCGGAAAACGGUACAAGAUUUAGAGGUUGAUGAAGACUGCGAAGAGACAGGAGAAGGGGACAAUAGGAGGAAGAAGGAAGUGGUAGAAAGUGAAGCGGAACCCUCUUCCGGUGAAGAUAAGCAGCAAGAAGAGCCGCAUGAGGAUGCCAAGCCUGUCGGCGAUGCCGUUAGGGUUAGUGGAAAAGGGAGAAGCCGGCGGCGGCACUAUGACGCCUUUGAGUAUAAUGGAUACCAGUUUUGCCUAGAGGACUCUGUGCUGAUAGUUCCGAUGGAGACAAAACAAAAGCCUUGUGUUGCUAUUAUUAAGGAUAUUUCCAUGACCAGCAAAGGGAGAGUGAUGAUAACUGGACAGUGGUUUUAUCGACCUGAAGAGACAGAAAUUAGAGCAGGUGCGAACUGGCCAUCUUGUGAUACAAGGGAACUGUUCUAUAGCUUUCACCGCGAUGAGAUUCCUGCAGAGUCUGUCAUGCACAGGUGUGUGGUGCAUUUUAUCCCUUCAAACAAGCAGAUUCCAAGACGCAUUCAACAUCCUGGCUUUUUGGUCCAAAGAGUCUACGAUACAGAACAAAUGGAUCUUUUUGAGUUGUUAGAUAACAAUCAUGAAGAUAGCAAGCAGCAUGAGCUUGAUCUCUUAGUUCAGAAAACAUUUUCUCGACUUGGGGAUCUUCCUGACAUUGAGUCUGAGCAGGAAGAGCUUUUGAUUAAGCAGAAAUGUCUUUUGAGGAAAAAGAGCACCACUUCUUUGGAUGUCUAUGUAAGGGAUGAACGACCUACAAGAUCAGUAGACACAGCACAUCACUUCAAAGCACUUUCUGACUUCAAUGCCCUUACCGGUGAAAAACACCGUGACAAGUGGUUGGAAAAGCUUCUCGAAGCAAUUCAGUCUGUAAGCAUUUCGCGUGGUGGUUGUGAAGGUGGCGAUGUUGAUGAAAGCAAUGUUUUUUAUGGAGAUGUGAAAUUUUGUUGGCCAGACAUUGCUGUUCCUGCAGUAGCUGCUGUUGAGAGAGCCGCAUAUGAAGAACUCUCAUCUGAUAUCCAUAAAUACAAUAAAAAAAUGCACCAGCUAUGUUUUAAUUUGAAGAACAAUGCGCAAUUAGCUCAACAACUUCUAAAAGGGGAGUUAGAAGCUUCACAAAUAUUGACCAUAUUAUCAAAAGAAUUGAAACUUUCCGGUGUGGGACAAAUACUUCUUUAACGAUAUGGAGUUCCACUUGGGGUCUUUGGGAUUUCGUGGAUGAUUUCUAGUGCAUCAUCAAAUUCAUGUGGAGAUUUCCCUAUAAUUGGGUUCCAGAAAAUUUCGUAUUUAGAUUUCCUAUUUUGGAUCAUAACUUCAUCGUCUCAGCUGGAGUGUGGACCAUGUGAGAGUACUAGGUACCCAUCAAGAGAUGACUUUGCAACACUCACUGUACAAGAAGAGCAGAACAUUGCAAGAAAUGUUACACGGGACAACACUUGAGCUCCUCUUCUCCAGCCCCUGAGGUGGAGACAAAGAAGAAGCUGGCUAAUGCGCGAGCAGUUAAGAUGGUAGAAGGCACAGCUGACAAUGCCUGAGUGAAUGACCACUCUUCAAAUGUAUUCGUUUGGCUUCAAACAACCGGGUUAUCUAUUUUGGGGCAUAUCUUUGUUAUCAUAAGCUCGAUGAUGACCGCGCCUGCUAGUUUACUCUACUCAUCAUCAGAGUAAAUAGAAUGAUUUAUUUGUAGUAAAUAGAUUAAUAGAAUUAUCAUUAUGAUGACUAAUAAAUUAAUGGCAGCAUUAGUCAGUUAGAACGGAGGGACAAUACUUUUGUAACAAUGUCAUUUCAUAAUCAGACAGCUGUGUAUAUGUAUGUGCUUUAUUACAGGUUCUGUAAUUUGUACAUGCUUUAGUAGUAGAAUCAUUGGAAUAUUGGACAGCACAACUGCACAAAUUUUACCGUGAUAGCAGUUGUAUUUUACCGUGAUAGCUUCCAUGCCAUAUCAGUUUUGGUGGUGGGUCAGUCUUAGUGUCUUACGAUCAGAGUUCGUUUCAUAAUGC